GUGAAUGGAGGGGUAGGUGCUAGAGCCGGCGGGAGGCACGGAUCUCUGAAGUGGGGUGCUGGGAGCUGGAUCGCCCCCGUCGCGGCAGGGAGUACGGCCCGCCCUGCGAGGUGGAGUUCACGCCUGCGCAGUGAGGCCGGCUGCGCGAGCGCGGCGGUGCAUUGUGGGAGCCCCGCAAGUGUGUGUGUGAUCUUUUCGGCCGCUGGGUGCUGCUUUCCUACCUGGGGUCCGGCGGGAGCUACCCCAGAGUCCGCGAGCCUGUUUUGCCCGAAGCUAGCCCAAGACCCGGGACCGGGAGGAAGCGCUGGAGCCUGGAGUCUCCCUGGAGUUCGCUCCGCGCCGCCUGGAGGACACAUCUGCCCGGCUCGGCGACCGCCGCUCCCGCCCACCACCCUGGAGCCGCUGAAGGACGUCCACCUGGGCCUGGCUCCGCCUGGCCGCGGCCCGGCUCGCCUUGCCCUCCUCUCCGGCCACUACCUCUACUACCACUACGGCUGCGACGGCCUGGAUGACCGGGGCUGGGGCUGCGGCUAUCGCACUCUGCAGACACUGUGCUCGUGGCCAGAGGGCCGGCCUGCGGGAGUGCCUGGGCUGGCUGCCGUGCAGGCGGCUCUGGAGGACAUGGGCGACAAACCCCCUGGGUUCCGGGGCUCGCGGAGCUGGAUCGGCUGCGUAGAAGCCAGCCUCUGCCUUGACUAUUUCGGGGGGCCCCAAGGGCGCCUAUGUCAUGUGCCCCGUGGAGCCGGGCUUCAUGGGGAACUGGAGAGGCUUUACUCCCACUUCGCAGGGGGUGGGGGGCCUGUAAUGGUUGGAGGGGAUGCGGAUGCCCAGUCCAAGGCCUUGCUGGGAGUGUGCCUAGGGCCAGGCACGGAAGCCUAUGUCCUGGUAUUGGACCCUCACUGCUGGGGUGCUCUAAACAACCCCAGUGAACUACAGGCUGCUGGGUGGGUGGGCUGGCAAGAAGCAAGCAUGGCCUUUGACCCCAACUCCUUCUACAACCUGUGCUUGACCACUUGUAACUCGGAAAAGCAGCAGCACGCCCUGGACUGAGGCUAAGGUCCCAGAACUGAGACGUCUCCAGCUCCAUACAAGCUCACCUACCCCCAUCUCAAAGGCAGAGCCCCCAGGAAAUCCCAGCAGAGCCUGGGACCUUCAGUGUCAAUAAAGUGGCAAGGCCCAGCCAACCAUGGCCCCAGCCAAUCUUUGGGAGAAUUCGGGGAGGUAUACAUACACCAACUCAGGAGUCACUACGGAAGUGCUUUUAUUGGCAGUAGGGCUGAACGUACAAAAAAUUCUCCAAGCUGGAUGGAACAAGGCAGUCACAAGUAUAGAUGAUACCAAGAGUAAGGAAAAGUAGAUGGCUCAAAAGAAAUCCACAUCAUCUGGAGCAUCCAGGUCACGGUAUUCCACAAUGGCCCGUGGGUCUCCACGGACCAUCCUGUGAGAUAAGAAAGAGCUGGAAGCUGCCCAGGAGGAGAGGGGCAAAAACAUGGGCGGGUAUAAGGGAUCAAUGCUACAGAUCAAGUAAGGCCAGAGGUGCCCACGGCAGAUGAGGCAGUACCAGCGGCUUCUUAAAAAGUUCCACCAGGAGACACUGACUGUUGGCAGAGGAGGUGUCCCAGGCUCAGAGGCCCAGAGCUGGGUCCUGUCGUCCAGCGUAUGGAUCAGCUUGGCUGCCAGCUUGAUGUCAUUGCGCACUAUCUGCUUGUGCUGGGUGAUACCGUUGAUGUUGCGGACGCGGCGGGUCAGGUCUCUGUUCACGCCAGGGCUCAGCUCACAUUCCCGGAGCUGGAGGAACAGAAAGUUUACCAGCACCGGCCCAAGAAGAGCCACUCAAAGACUGGCCCUGCUGACAGUGCUAGGGAUUAGACAGCGUCCUGAGGACCGGGACCAGAUGUGUCUCAUUCACGGCAACAGUACCAGAGCCGAACCCAGAGACGACUAUAUACAAUUCGCAUGGGCAGACUAAAUGGAUGAAACAAGGGGCAGAUAAGUGAAGCUACCAACGAACAAAGGAAUCAGAGAUCAAGCAGAGCAUGGAAAGCCCCACUUCCUCUUCCUCUGCAGCCCCACUCCCAGCACUCACUCGGAUAUUCUGCAGGUUCCAACAGAUCUCCUUGAUAUUGACGCUGCGGUCAAAGGUGACCCAACCACGACGGAAAAACCUAAACAAGAAAGAAAAUGUCAGCAAAAUUCUGGGAUGGAGGUGACGUGGGCCACUAAUCUUCCCUUGUACCCUUUCACCAAGGUCUCCAGGGUCACACCUCCCUCCAUUCCUCACCUCCUCUCUGGCUGGGGCUCGGAUAGUGCUACACGCAUAAAGCCUGGGUAUCUUUUACAAAGCUGGAAAAAGAGAAAUAGAAACCCCACUUAGUGACUCAAGGGUUCACUUCCUCCUCCAAUCCCCAUGUCCUCAGAACCCUAGAGAACUGCCUUUUAAUCUUUCCUUGGAAUAAGAAAAAACAAAGGGCUUAAGAAUAAUAGCACUUGAAAGCUAACAGUGCAGUCAGGGCCAGCCCUCGAAGGGCAUGAGCCCAUGGGAAGGGGGCCGCCCUAUUAGGGAAAUAAGGAUGUAUGUAAAAGCAGUGCCAGAUUAUCUUCUCCCUGCCACCCAACUCAAAGGAAUGGAGCAUAGGUGUCUUCCCUGCCCCCGACACCAUUUUCCCCACGCACAGAAAUUAUCUCAGCCCGGGAGAUGUUGGGUGCGAUGUUGCGCAUGAAGAGAGAGCAAGUCUUAUGCAGAGGUCGGGGUUUACAUUCCAGCACAGGAGUGUCCUUAGGCUUCUCCCUUUCUUCUUCCUUAGGCUUCUCCUUUUCCUUGAGUGCUUCUUCUGUGCAGGAAGUGGUAGGAGUUGGUGAAAAUUGAUUGUUAAUUGACGAGAGGAGGAUAGAGAAGCUGUCAGACCUACCCCCCACCAGUCUCUCCCAAAAGGCUACCUUCCCAUCAAUUUCACCAGCCUCUCACCUGUCCCACCCUUGUUCAGUAGGAAGAGACCAGACUACAAGCAGAGAAAAUAAAACCUACCAGCCUCUUCCUUCUCCUCCUCGGCCUGGCCGCUCUCGGAUUCCGACUCCGACUCGGACACACUGCCUUCGUCAAAGCUGUCGUCACCACUGUGCUUCCUAUUCCGCUUCUUGCUGCUCUGUGAGAGCCACGGCAAGAGAAGGGGAGUCAGGUACCAGGAACCAACACUGACGCUGACCCUGUGCAAGGGGAGACCCUACCUUUUUGGCAUCUUUCUCAGAGUCUUCUUUUUUCUCUUCCUUGUCCCCGUCACCCUCGGAUUUCUUAGUUUUGUCAUCACUGGAGCUGUCAUUUUCAACCUACAGGUAAAGACAAAUCACCAGGGGUGUCAGUCUCCCCUUCAGCCUUUACCAGAGGGCCCUGCCCACCCUCCACAGCUGAGCCCACCAGUUCACCUCUCCCGUACUCAAUACUCAACCCUCCAGAGUUCCAGCUCAUUUGGACCCACCACUAAAGCAGCUCCACUCUCCUCCCCAGGCCUCACAGGCAGCACCCAGAGGCCCCAGCACUCAGACCUGUUUGCCGUCUUCUUUCUUGUCAUCCUUAUCAUUGGCCUUGCGCUCUCCAUCCCCCAGGGCUGGUCCAGCCCGACCUUCCUCUUUCUUGCUGGGUUCCCCAGGCUUUCCUGCCUGUUCCUCCUCCUCUUCCUGCUCCAGGAUACGUAGAUCAUUCUCCGUACCUCCUUCCAUCUUAAUCACAGCUACCAACAAAGGGAGCAGAGGCUGUCAGUCUACUUCCAUUUCCAACCAAGACCUUGGUCACAAGACAGCCCCACCCCUCCCAACCCAUAUACCUGCAUCCAGCAUCUUGACAAUGGCAUCAGCUUUGUCUAUGUCCAGCAGAAGAUUAUCAAACCAGCCACUCUCCAUGAGGGACAAGAAUACUCUUAGUCGGUUUUGCAGGGCCCCCCGGGCCUCCUGCCGUCGCUUCCCCACCUCAUCUGGGUGGUACUUAGACCGAAACCUUGGAAGGAAGGGAGGGAAGAGACCAAACAGUCACUGGAGGCCAGGGCCAGGACAUGGGGAGGGGCCCAGGAAAGUUAGGGCAUAGCCCCCAUCCUCUCACACCCACAAAAGAUCAUAAAAGCAGAGAUUAGGGAAAGAGAGGUGCACUAGAACCACCCAAUCCCCCCCAAGAGAACCAGAAGUUAUGCUCUGAGAAGAUCUGGGGGGGAACCAGGAACUAAGAGCUCUGGAUUUGGGAAGAGCAUGACUACAGGGGGAGCCAGAGAUGGAGAGGCAAACUGACUGCCCUAAGUGCCUGGGAAACACAAAUUUUAAAAAACAUAGUUUCCCAAAGCUUCCGAGAGGAAUGCUAAGGAAAUAGUAAGCCCCAAAGAACCUCCCUCUCCUUACCAACCCCAAACUAGUCAUUAAAAAGAUUGCUCCCACCAGCUCCCUCCACCCCUAGGUGGAAGACAAGGGAAACCUGAAAUCACCAGAAAGGAAAAACCAAAAAAAAGGCAGAAUACCUUUCUCCCCCCUUGGGAAGAUAAGCAGAUGGUGAAGGGACAGGGAAAGACCAAAGGGAGAAACUGAAGUGCCCUUAUAACUCAGUUACUGCCCACAGGGAUGGAAAGAGGACAAGGGUGGAGAAUUAUGGGUAGAGCAUGAAAAAGAAAACACUUAAGGGGUGCGGGGAAAAGAAAUUAGGAUAUGGGAAAAAGGGGGAAAGUGUGAGAAAGUCCCAGAAAUCAAAAACAAAUGGGGAAAACUAAAGACCAAAUGGAAACUGGAGGGGGGG
Molecule: messenger RNA, 4768 nt
Organism: Vicugna pacos (alpaca)
Lineage: Eukaryota; Metazoa; Chordata; Mammalia; Artiodactyla; Camelidae
Source: RefSeq, a predicted model, not a curated record